Molecule: messenger RNA, 896 nt
Organism: Lathyrus oleraceus (garden pea)
Lineage: Eukaryota; Viridiplantae; Streptophyta; Magnoliopsida; Fabales; Fabaceae
Product: cyclase-associated protein 1-like
Exons: 3
Coding region: 310-783 (157 amino acids)
Source: RefSeq, a predicted model, not a curated record
UAAUUGGGGGUGUGGCAAGUUAAAAGCUCCAAUCCGUCCUAUCCAAAUGGCCCCCUAAGAUACAAUUCGGGUUGGCUGGAUUUUCGGGUUAACCGGAUUGAGGUUAAUGGUUUAACAUGGAUUUGGACGGUCGAUCUCGAAUGGGUGGUCUGAGCCCAUCGAAAUUCAAAUCCGACCGGUCCAGUUAGUAGUAAUGCGCUCGGCCACCGGUUUGGGGAAGGUGCUUCUAAGAAGAAGGCAUUUGUAGUGAUUGGUAUAAACACAACUUUCAGUAGCAGGAAGCGGUGUGAUACGGUUAAAGAAACUUGGAUGCCGCAAGGCAUGAGUAUGCUCAUUUCACAUGUUGAAGAAAGUUGGCAAAUAAUUGAGUUUUAUAGCAAUAAUAUUAGAGUAAUGUGCCUAUAUUGGAGUAAAGUAUUUGGAGAGCUUGUUGGAAGUGCAUACUACUAUGUGGCUCUAGUUGGCAAAUGUGCAGGUAAAGUAUAUAGAGAGCUUGUUGAAAGUGCAUACUACUAUGUGGCUCCAGAGGUGUUAAAAAGAAAUUAUGGAAAGGAGAUUGAUGCACUGGUAAACUACAAUAUUAUAAUUAUGUUUCAGUUUACACAAAUAGGUCAAGUGUUCUUAUUGAUAAGUACUGAAGCAUCGGAUACUCAUCCGUACCGGGUACUUGUACCGUACUCGUGGUAUUUCAUUUUAUUUCAUGAUUUGGUUUUGAAUGAAAUUUUUAAUUUUCUCAAAUAUCAAUAUAUUAUGUGUUUUAAUAUUUUUGUUAUUGUAUCUUAAUAUUACUUUUUAUUUUUUCAAAUUUUUAUAGUGAAGUUUUGUUAUGAAUUUAUAAAUUUAGUUCUUUAUUUAUACAUUUAAAAAAAAAAUAUUAUUUUUUAUUAACGUACCUU